Candoia aspera is the source of this 2506-nucleotide messenger RNA. It is a transcript of the gene WASF2, whose product is annotated as WASP family member 2. Gene Ontology annotation, biological process: actin cytoskeleton organization; positive regulation of Arp2/3 complex-mediated actin nucleation. Gene Ontology annotation, cellular component: cytoskeleton; lamellipodium; SCAR complex. Lineage: Eukaryota; Metazoa; Chordata; Lepidosauria; Squamata; Candoiidae. The record is from RefSeq and is a predicted model, not a curated record. The transcript has 9 exons. Gene Ontology annotation, molecular function: Arp2/3 complex binding; actin binding; protein kinase A regulatory subunit binding. Bases 151 to 1629 code for a protein of 492 amino acids.
UAGGUGGGUCUACGAUCGGUGAGGGCAAGCUGAGGGGAAAGCUGUGGAAUGUCGGACGGCUGGGGCGGUUCGCUUCAGUGGUGACGAGCUGAGUGGAAGCGGGUCGGAGAAGGCGGCCGUAGACGGAGUCCUGUUUGAAGCUGGUCCACCAUGCCAUUAAUAACAAGAAAUAUUGAGCCAAGGCACCUGUGCCGCCAGCAAUUGCCCAAUGUUCGGAAUGAGCUGGAAUGUGCGACCAACAUCACCCUGGCAAAUGUCAUUCGACAGCUGGGCAGCUUGAGUAAGUUUGCAGAGGACAUAUUCGGAGAGCUAUAUACACAAGCAAACACGUUUGGCUUUCGAGUGAGCUCUUUAGCUGAGAGAGUUGAUCGCCUUCAGGUGAAAGUUACUCAGUUGGAUCCCAAAGAGGAAGAAGUGUCCUUGCAAGGUAUUAACACCAGGAAAGCCUUCAAGAGCUCCACAACUCAGGACCAAAAGCUCUUUGAGAGAGACUCUGCCCCGGUGCCUGUCCUUGAAACAUACAGCACUUGUAACAAACCCCCACCUCUUAACAUUCUGUCCUCAUACAGGGAUGAUGGCAAGGAAGCACUUAAAUUCUACACAGAUCCAUCAUAUUUCUUUGAUCUUUGGAAGGAGAAAAUGGUGCGGGAUACCAAGGAUAUGAAAGAGAAGCGGAAGCAUAGGAAAGAAAAGAAGGAUAAUCCUAACAGAGGAAAUGUGAAUCCUCGGAAGAUAAAAAGCCGGAAAGAAGAAUGGGAAAAAAUGAAAAUGGGUCAAGAGUUUGUCGAUUCAAGGAAAAAACAUGGACCAGGAGGGUACCCUCCUAAUAUGGUGUAUCAGAAUGGUAGCAUUGGCUCCAAUGAGAGCGUUGAUGCCACCUUCUACCCACCUCCUCCACAGCCGGAUUCAAUUUCAUCAUCACCUCCUUCAUUUGCAGAUGAUAGUCUUCCGCCACCACCAGCAGAAUUUAGCUAUCCACCACACAGCCCAAGUGUUUCUGGAGGGCUGAAGAAAUCCAUCCUGGUCAGUCCCAGCCAUCCUCCACCAGCUCCUCCCAUUGGCUCACCACCGGGAAACAGGCCUGGCUUUGCACCACCUCCUGCUCCACCCCCUCCACCACCAAUGAUGGGAGUUCCUCCACCCCCUUCAGUUGCUGGCUUUCCAACUGCUGGCAUCCCUCCUCCGCCAUCUCCACCCUCCUUCCCACCUCAUCCUGAUUUUGCUGCCCCUCCACCCCCUCCCCCUCCAGCAACGGAAUAUGCAGCGGUGCCAUCUCCCCUGCUACCACAGCCCCUAAGUGGGGUGCCACCCCCUCCCCCUCCUCCCCCUGGCCCACCUCCUUCGUCUUUCAGUGGCAUGGAUAUUCCAGGGGCUUCUAUUCCACAGCCAGAUUUGGUGCCCUCCAAGUCAAAAUCCUCAUUGCCUGCUGUUAGCGAAGCCAGGAGUGACUUGCUUUCUGCCAUUCGUCAAGGGUUCCAGCUCCGCAAAGUGGAAGAACAGCGUGAACAAGAGAAGCGAGAUGUUGUGGGCAACGAUGUGGCGACUAUACUCUCACGCCGCAUUGCGGUGGAAUACAGCGAUUCGGAGGACGAUUCGUCGGAGUUUGACGAAGACGAGUGGUCAGAUUAGGCCCCUGCGCAUCCCCCAUAUGGGGACGGGGGGGGGAUACGGCGGAGAGAAACAGCCACCGCUUCCCAGAAUGCCAAACUUCUUCUUGCUUUCCUCUUUCAUCCAGUAACCAAAGAUCAAUUUUCCAGGCUUCCAAAUAACUGCUCCCCCCUCCCCCCAGCUGAUGGGACUUAUACGUCCCUCCAAGAAAGAAGGAAAAUGAACCCUAGAUUGCCAGAUUCUCGGGUUACUAUGAAAAAAUACAUAUUGUUAAAUAUUUUCUUUGGUUUAGGGCUAAAUUUACAGCUCCUGGUACAAUCAGGAAGUGUUGCUUAAGAUGACAGGCCUAUUGGAAGAGCAACAGACUUGCGAGUAAUACUCAUUUCCUUUGCAGCAGCCUGUGAGGCAUUGGAAACACUCUGUACUAAGCUGGUGAUUCUCUUCCUUAUCCAUCAGAUAGAGUAUAAUGUUAAAUUUCUGCUCCCACCAGCCCUAACAAUGGUUUCUUUGUGCUAAAUCUGGACUUCAUUGGUUUAGGUUGAAGUUACUAGGUACACCAACAGUUAGGAUCUUCUAAAAAUGUAUCUUUCCCCCAAAGGCCUGUUAAAUGCUAGAAUGAGUCAGGGAACAGGGAUCCUUUCUGCUUGACCCGUAGUACCAGCUAGUUUUCAUGAUGAUGAUGAUGAUGAUGAUGAUGAUGAUGAUGGAAUUUGGUAUGCAAAAUUAGGAAGAAUUUCCCUCCAUGUGCCUUGAACACAGAGCUUUAAGCACUGGAUGUGGCCUUGCUCUGCAGUAAAAAACUUGCAGAUUCUCAGUUCAUUAGAAUGCCAUAUAGGAAUCAAAUUUGCUAUAAGUGCUUUUUAAAAAAAACAAAACAAUAAAACACAUUAUGCUAAAA